Molecule: messenger RNA, 656 nt
Organism: Diprion similis
Lineage: Eukaryota; Metazoa; Arthropoda; Insecta; Hymenoptera; Diprionidae
Product: centrosomal protein 20
Exons: 3
Coding region: 180-554 (124 amino acids)
Biological process (GO): microtubule anchoring
Cellular component (GO): microtubule organizing center
Molecular function (GO): protein binding
Source: RefSeq, a predicted model, not a curated record
UCAUUUAUUUAGCGUCACCUGUUGAAGUCGAAAGUUAGAUCGACACGUCCGACACGUUAUGAAUAGAAUUGUUUCCCUUUAUUGUAACCUGCACGACCACCUGUCAUUUGUUUUACUGUUUGACAGCUCUGCGGUCAUUUUCACUCCAAAUCGAUUGACGCGGUAAACGCUGUUUUAUAAUGGCAACGGAAAAGGACUUGAUCAAUGCUGUGAGAGAUUCUUUGGAGGCAGAUGGCAAGCUGGGAAGUAUGAAGGCAGAAAUGCGCACAGAGGUAAUGAAGCUUCUGGAUGGGUCAAGCAAAAAUCAAAAAUCCACUCGUCCGCAUCCUCCACACGAUAUUCUAGUCCUUAAUGAACUAAUUCGUGAAUACCUAGAUUGGAUUGGCUAUAAGUACACGUCGACGGUAUUGAUGGCGGAAUGUGAGCUCCCAAAGCAGCCGAUAGAGCGGACUUUCUUGGCCCAAGAUUUGGGAGUAAAAGAGAAUGACAAGACCAAGAGUUCACCUUUGCUGUUCAGUCUCGUGGAGACCUUUAAGACUCUCAAAAAUACUUGAGAUCUUUUGAAUGUACUUGAGAUAUGGAACAGUGUUAUAUUUUCUUAUUGUGUAUUUAUACUCAUUUUAUAAUAAAAGUGGUAUUUCCUGAUCGCAUUGCAA